AUGGAUUUAGAAGAAGGAACACGCGAGUUCCAUAAUCUUUUAUCAAAAAUACAUCCAAGAUUGCUUCCACAGUUUAUAUCUUGGAUUCAAGACCAUGUAGAAGUACUCGAAAGGGACCUACUAGACAACACUGAUGAUGAUGACGAUGACUAUGAUGACAAUGUGGAAAAUACUGAUGUAAUUCUAGAAAGUAUUCGUGAUGAUCUGCGACAAAUUAUUCCCUUCAGUGGAAUAUUUCCAUCUGAAAACAUUGUUUCUCCUACCAUUGGACCUAAUUCAGACUGUACUCCUCAAACAACUGUUCAUAUUGAUGCAUUUCUUUAUGAAGAAGAUGAUUUGAAAACCCUUGAAAGUGAUGGCAAAGUCAGUUUAUCUUAUUGCAAAGACUGUAAUUCCAAAAAUGUUGGUCCUUUUACUUUGAUUACACAUUCAGCAUCUCAAGCACAGGUAAAAUACAUCUUCCAAUACUUGUUACCAGAUCUUACUGGAAAGACGUUAUUAGAUGUUGGAUCCAGGUUUGGCCCAAUGUUGUAUGGUGCUUAUCUCUUAACCAAUGCAAAUAUUGAAGGAGUGGAAAUUGAUGAAAAUCUUUGUAAGAUACAACAGCAGAUUAUCAAAAAAUAUCAGUUUGAUGACAGAAUCAGGAUCUAUCACAAUGAUAUCCUUGAUCGAGCUGACCUCUUAGAGAAAGCAGAUAUAAUUAUUUUGAACAAUGUGUUUGAGUUUUUCAUGCCUCUAGAAACACAAACCAAGGUGUGGCAGUUUCUAAGCUCUCAUGUAACUCGUAGAGGAGUUAUGUUGAUUACACAUCCUAGUAUUGAAGAAUCCUUAAAGUACUUAAAGGUUGAUAUCAAAGUGAAUAACUGGAUGAAGGAAAUUGAUAUCAGUUCUCAUUUGAGUAAAGCUAGUCUCCUUCUACUUGGUAAAAGGUUACCUUCAGAAACUGACUUGAUCAAUCUGCAUCUGUAUGAAACACUGUAG
This is a messenger RNA of Acanthosepion pharaonis, 981 nucleotides long. The record is from the annotation of a GenBank genome assembly. NCBI's taxonomy places the organism in Eukaryota, Metazoa, Mollusca, Cephalopoda, Sepiida, Sepiidae.